Molecule: messenger RNA, 5749 nt
Organism: Argiope bruennichi
Lineage: Eukaryota; Metazoa; Arthropoda; Arachnida; Araneae; Araneidae
Product: cAMP-dependent protein kinase catalytic subunit 1-like
Exons: 12
Coding region: 513-1604 (363 amino acids)
Biological process (GO): peptidyl-serine phosphorylation
Cellular component (GO): cAMP-dependent protein kinase complex; nucleus
Molecular function (GO): cAMP-dependent protein kinase activity; ATP binding
Source: RefSeq, a predicted model, not a curated record
CAUUGCUUCGAUCGUGGCUGAGUUGGAAGAUAGAUAAUCACUUCAUGCGCCCUUUAUUUUUAAGUCCUUUUGGAUUGAAUAUCAUACAGAAAGAAUAGUUUGGCAAGUUGUUUCACGUGGUCUUUCCAGAGAGCUUAGAUUUGAUUAUUGUUUGGUUAAGCGAAAGUAUUUAUUUUGUAAGUACCGAUUUUGCUGUAUUACUUUGAACAAACCCGGAGAGUCUCCAUCAGCGAGAAUUGCUUGAUACGAGUUCUUUAUUUUCCUUUUGCAAGAAUAAUAAAUUUCCUAAAGCAUACCUAGUCAUGGAUCAAGCAAGGAAAACUUAUCUUACUCUUUGAACAUUUAUCUGCAGCACCCAUAGGAGUAUGAGAAGGAGCCCCCAGUCCCAAGCCAAGCCCACCCCAGAGUCCCCCACUUGUUAAUGACACGACAGUGAUAGCGAAACCGUUUAUCUCAGUCUAUUGAAAGUGGAAAAAUCACAUCUUGAACGCGAUUUCCUGUCGGAAGUGGCGAUGCCGCUGACAUCCAAGAAGGAGAAUAAGGAGAAGGAGAAGGAGAAGGAAAAAGAAACCAAGGAUGAAAAGGCUAUGGAUUUUCGGCUUUACUUGGAGCAAGCCAAGAAAGAUUUCGAAAGCAAAUGGAACAACCCUCAACCGAGCACAGUUAAGUUAAAGGAUUUCGAAAGGAUCCAGACACUGGGAACCGGUUCUUUUGGCCGGGUGAUGCUGGUUCAACACAAAGAUAACAAAAAGUACUUCGCCAUGAAGAUCCUCGAUAAACUCAAGGUGGUCAAGCUGAAGCAAGUGGAUCACACACUAAAUGAGAAGAGGAUAUUACAAGCCAUUGAGUUUCCUUUCAUGGUCAACAUGGUCUACCAUUUCAAAGACAACUCUAAUCUCUACAUGGUCCUGGAAUAUGUGUCUGGUGGCGAGAUGUUUUCACAUCUUAGGAGGACUGGUCGCUUCAGCGAACCCAGCGCUCGAUUCUACGCUUCUCAGAUCGUGCUAUCAUUCGAAUACUUACAUUACCUAGAUCUCGUCUAUCGAGAUUUAAAGCCAGAGAAUCUGCUCAUCGACGAAGAAGGAUACGUCAAGGUCACAGAUUUCGGCUUCGCCAAAAAAGUUCGUGGCAGAACUUGGACACUGUGCGGUACGCCCGAGUAUUUGGCUCCUGAAGUCAUUCUCAGCAAGGGCUACAACAAGGCCGUUGACUGGUGGGCUUUCGGAGUGUUAGUGUACGAGAUGGCGGCUGGAUACCCGCCCUUCUACGCAGACCAACCCAUUCAGAUAUACGAACGCAUCGUCUCCGGAAAGGUCCGGUACCCAUCACACUUCUCUAACGAGCUGAAAGACCUCCUGAAGAACUUGUUACAGGUGGACCUGACAAAGCGCUACGGCAAUCUGAAGAACGGAGUCGCAGACAUCAAGAACCACAAGUGGUUCGCGCCCACAGACUGGAUUGCCACCUUUCAGAGAAAGGUGGAGGCUCCAUUCAUUCCACCAAGCAAAGGCCCGGGCGACGCGAGCAACUUCGAUGAAUACGAUGAAGAGGCACUGUUCAUCGCGACCACCGAAAAAUGCCCCAAAGAAUUCGAGGACUUCUGAGAUACUCUCUCGAAUCUGUCGACUCUUGUACAAAGAUUGAAGAUCCCUUGUCGUGGCAGAGAUGGAAGCGAGCGUCCGUUUUUCGAAUGAGUUUUUCUUUUCUUCUGUCCGAUCCCCCUUUAUCCCAAUUCCCCCUGUUAAUAAAAAUGAUUUUUUUUUUCUCAAGAACAGUAUCAAGAGCAACUAGAACUACGAAUAAAAACAAAAACUCUUCUUCUUCGAAAACAAGGAAAUGAAAAAAAUAAGCUGUGUUUUAACAAUCAAAGUAAGCUUUUUAACAUUUGAGUUGCAUUUACACAAAUAGUGCAGAUUCUUGAAGCUAUUCGAGUAUUCUAGGAUAGAAAAUGAUUUGUGUAUUAAAUUCUGAUCGAAGAAGAAAAUCGUUUGCUCUUAAGAAUUUUACCUGAUAAAUAUUUCAAUGGAAGUUUGAAACUGGCGAAAAUAUUAUUGAUUUAAUAUAAAAAUGGUAAUCAUACGUUGUUAAUGUUCAACAGAAUUUUUGCCAGUGUGUUUCAGCGAUCAAAAUGUUAUAAAGAAUAUCUGUAAAUUAAGUUUUUUUUAUUUGAUUUAUGAUAUAUUGCUGCUCGUUUUAAGCUGCAUAAAUGCAAUGUAUAGGAAUGGUUUUCAUUCUUUAACGUAGUAACAUUUUAGUUGUUCAUUUUUGAAAUGUAGAAUAAUUUUAGAUUGAUAUUUACCAUAGCUGUAUGGGGUAUUUAUUGUACAUCUAUAUACAUUUCUAGUCAGAAUAUCAAAUUGAAUUAUUUUAUUUCAUAUGUUAUAAAUCUUUAAUUAUUGAGUUUUAUGGACAUAUUGCUGUUGCAUCAGCGAUUUUCACACAUGUCAAUGUUUCUCUUUUGUGCACAACUCCCAUCUUUUAUUCUAUUUAAAAAUUUAGAUAUUUUGGCUGAUUUUAAAACUCCAUAUAUUCGCUGCUGCAUUUGAUAGUUUCUCAUGCUUUGCAAAUACACUGAAAUGACAUAUUCAUAUCCCAAACAUAUUCAAUUCCAUAGUGAAAUGACUUUUCUUGUCAUAGAAACCAUAUUUUCCAAAAACAUUUGCGUUUACAGUUCCCGAAAGAAGCGUUUGAUCAAAUAAUAAGUUUUACGAAAUGACUCAAACAGACUCGGCAUUUUCAAAAGUAUUACUGAAAUCAAUGGAGGAUAUGAAUCGAAACUGAUGAAGCCAUCAAAAGACUUGAGAUAUACAGAUCAAUCAGUCUGAAAUUUUCAUAAAUAAAAAUUUCUUUUAAAUUUUCAUGAAAUUUAUUUUAAUCACCCGAGCAAAAUAAGAACAGAUUUUGUGGUGGAUCAUUAGCAAAUAGUAAUUCAUUCCAGUGCUGUCAGAAGAUAUCUGUUCUGUUUGUUCCAUUGUUCGAUUUGAGAGGCAGAGCAUAAAACAAUUAUCUUCCUGUUAAAAUUUUCGUGUAAAAUAAUUUCCCAUUCAAAAUUAACAGUUGAUUGAUUAAAAAAUCAAAAUUUUAUUUAGCUUAUUGAAUACAAAUAAUUGAAAAAAGAGUGGGACAAAAUGUGACUGCUUUAUUAUUAACUUGCUUUCACUGCACUUUCAGUUCAAAACAAUCUCUGUUCAAAAUUAUUAUUUUCCAGUGAAGCUCAGAAUGUAAUUUUAGCUUAAAAGGUUGCAUCUACAGUGUUUUGAUAUUUUACCUUCUAUUUUAAAAGUAAAUUACAUAUCAAAAUAUUGAUAUAGAAGCUAAAGAAUCUUCAUCAAGAUAACCAUCUCACUGAAACAAUUUAAUCGUUUGUUUGUUUUUUAGAUAGAACCAAACGAUUCUUUCUCGCAUAUUCCAGGCUGAGCUUUUCUUGCUUGCGAGUUCUUUUUAAUCCAAUUCGAGGGAACACUGCCUUUCAGAUCUCUUAUCAUUCAAUACAUCAAAUUCAAUCAACUGCGAACCACUUAUUAAUUCCAUUAGAAUUCUUAAAACGAUAUUAUUAAACUAGUAUUCCUUCACACACAGCGAAUUUAGCUUAAAAUGUAUACAAAAAAGUUUCAUUGUACAUUGUAAAGGAGUUAACUUUUUGAAAAAAAAAAUGUGUACUUUUUGAUAGCAUUUUUGAAUCGAAAUUAAAUUUGAUAUUCGUAGUUUGAAGAAAAAAUAUGGUUUUGAUAAAUAUAUUGUAUACCUCAAAUGAGAACUAUGUACGUAGUACUUUUUAAAAGAAUAAACGUUAGAAUAUUAACCAAGCACAAAAUCAACCAUUCGAAUACGAAUAAAAAAUUCUACAGUGGUGCCUUCAUCUUGUCCACUAAUAGAUAAUAUUAGAUCAAAUUCUUUAGAUUUUUAUCCUCUUUCGAAAACUGAAAUUAUAUCAAUUAUGAUAAAUAUUCAUUUUUAUACGAAAGCUACUUGUAAGCAAAUAUUUUAAAAGAAGUUUUAAAUCAAGGACCAACAAAAAGAUGAAGUAUUCACUCUAUCUUUAUCCAGGUAGAUUACGAAUUAGUAUUAUUAAUAAUUAAUUAAUUAAGUAUAUAAUCAAUACGUUUGAUUCUCUACUUUCAUGAAUAAUGAAAAAUUCAAGAAUUUUAAUUCGUGUGAAUUAAGUUUUGAUUUAUUUAAACUAUUAAGGUUAAGUGAAUCAACUAAAGCAACAAUAUUCAAUUAUGAACGGAAAUGUUAAAAACAUAUUUUUAAGAAACCUCCAUUGCAGUUUUACCUAAAAAUAUCCAAUCCGAAGUCAACCACAAAUCUUUCAAUUAAGAUUUGGAAACUGAAAAGAGAUGGAUUAAGCUCUUAAAUUAAAAAAUUUUAGUCUAGAUGUAAUUAAUGUUUUUAUAAGAUGUCGAUGUAUAUUCUAUCAUUUCAAAUCACAGGUCAAGUAUACGUUUUUUCCUUUAAUAUGUUCAGUAUCUGAUACAAACUUCGUUUCGGUAUAUUAGAACGCAUUGAUAACUGGUAUUCAUAAUAAGAAAAUUCAAAAAAUUAUAGUGCAUUUUACAAUAAAACGAAACUAAAAAUCAUAUGAAUCAAAUUUAUUUUCAAUAACUAAGCAAAAUCAUGUUAAUCAAACUUAUUUUCCAUAAAUGAGUAAAAUCAUGUUAUUCAAUUUAUUUUCAGUGAUUAAAUAAAAGCAGGUUAAUCAAAUUCUAGUAAAUAAGAAAAAAUCUUUGAAUCAGUCCAUAAAUUUCCGAUUACAUUAUAUACAUAUUUUAUAAUUUGUUUGAUGUGCAAAAAUUCUUUUAAUAAAUAUUUUCUUUACGCAUUCUAAAUGCCUGUUUAUAAGGUUUCAGUACAGUAAAAACUAAUGAAAAGAAUAUAUUAAAUCCUUCCAGCUUCAGAAUAUCUCGUGUUUUGCAAGGAUGAUCAAGAUUUCAUAUGUCUAAAAUGACUCAUAUGAACAAAAAUAUAGAAUGUCUACCAUAUUACGCAAUCACAAAUUUGUCUCGUACCUGAGGCGGAACGGGUUAAAAUGCAUUGCCAUUCCAGCUCUCAAAUUCUGAAGAAAAGUGUAUGCAGAAAUCGAAAGACUGAAUAAAAUUUGAAUUCGAAUUGUGGUUACAUUACUAAAAUUAAUAUUUCAUUAUUUUUAAAAUAUAAAACAAAGAAUUAAAAAUAAGAAGCUAAUAAUAUUUAAUUUCCCAUAGAUACCAGAACAAUUCCUAAUACCGGUCAAAAAUUGAAUAAGUUUUAAAUCAAACCAUCUUUUUCAUUCAAAACUGAAACAGCUAUAUAAAAGCAACUAUAAUUAUUAUGCUGAAAUGUAUUUUUUUUUGUAGUUAAAUUAUAGUCAUUUAAUGUGUUUUCCUACAGCUGUAUGUAACUGUGUACAUGUAAGUGAGCUUCUUUAUUUUGAACUCUUUUAUGUUCCUUUUGAUUACUGUACAUUUUACAUAUCCUAUUAAUCAAUGUUCUACCUACUGAACAAAGUAACGUAUUCUGAAAGCUCACUUUUUCUAUAUUUGUUCGAUAUCACUAAAAGUGUCCCCUUCAAAGCCAAUGAAGGAGCUUACUGAUCCAUUUGUGCUGUUCUCUAGCAUGUGUAUGUUCCAAAUCAGAGUUGUAAAAAUUCCCCGUUUCCUUUCCUCCUUUCUUAUGUAUGAAGUUUUCAAUACGUGUCAAUGUACCAUUUAAUCUUUUGAUAAUUCCCAUAUUUCUCAAAAUUUUCGUACCAUUAAAGUGUAUGUUACCA